AUGGGGCAAACACGAAGUUGCCUCGGUAGGAAGCGAAGAGGGGUUAUUUCGUUUCGUCUCAGCGUGGUUUCCCAAGCGGCUUGCCGACUGGCAUCGUCUACCGUUCGGCACACAGUCGAACUCGUUCGCCACUGGACGACGGACGUCGCGGCGUCGUCGUCGUCGCCCUUUUUAUCUCAGAUAUUUUCUCAUUCGCGUCAGCUCAGGGAAAUCGGUGGACCACGAUGCGUCACGCGCUACCGCUCGGUUUCUUCCUCCUCGUAUUUGUGACAGUGUACGCGCGCCGAGCCACCGGUUGCGCUUUCUGCGACAAGCUGUCCCAGCAACAGUUGCAACUGCGCCAGCUACAGCAGUUGUCACAACAACAACCGCACCAGCAACAACAAGGGUACAAAACGAUCGGCAGCCCGAGGCCUUUCGGUGCCGAGAAACCGACCAGGGUGCAGGAGUUCAACAGGACUGGCGUGCUGCACCCCGAGUACUUGAUACCAGCCACUCUCAGCCCUGGUAACGUAUCUCAGUUCUACUACUUGAGUCCACGCGAAGGACCACCACUCACAUUACUCGUUAGUCCUUGUAGUGGGCCAAUAUCAUGGACGGUCAGUUACGUGGAACCACCAGAAAAUGCUGAAGAAACGGAAGGAAGUUUGAAACCAGGCUCUCCCCUUUUCACUUACGAGGGUGCAGAGGAUCAGAAUUUUACAAUAUCAAAGACACGUGCUGGCCUUUAUUGGUUCGAAAUUAAAUCCGUGAACCCUCCUGAUGCCAAUUUACAAAACUUGACACCGGGCACAGUGCUUCUAUACGCCACGUCAAGCAGCCUGAGCCAUAUCCCAGAGUUGUAUGUGAACGAAAAGGAAAAUCGUCACCGCUGGCUAAGAUUUCAGCAACGAAGAAGCAAACGUCGUCUUACAAUAUCCUGGAAUAAAAGCAAUAUAGAUCCCCACUUGUCGCACUACUGUUUAGCCGUGACAUCGGGCUCUCAGCCUCAUCCUUUAACACUAUGCGCCGCGCAAAAUGUUCUACGCGUUCACCCACAUCCGGCGAAAGGGAGUUCCUCUUCUAAAGAACAGCAGCACCGCGGCAUUCCGGAAGGACUUCAUUGCGUGCGUCAAACAAAAUUGACGCUCCACAGGAUGAAGUACGAUACCACGUACAAUUUUACCUUAUAUGUGGUAAAUAUGCGAAACAAUGUCUCGAAUCGGAUAGCCACUGAUACUAUAAAAUUUCGAAAAACACCGGAGUUAAGAUUACGCACUGGACAUUAUACCACAGCUAAUUUGCGUAAAACCGAUGGAUUCAUCAACUUCCAUUAUCGUCCUCCGGGAAAUACUUCGAGUACCUUUCAUAUUCUUCCUUGCGGUGGUGGCAUCGUUCGAGCAAAAUUAAGUGGUUCGGGAAUUUUAACGGAGAAAGAAGUGGUAGGAUAUGCAUCAUUAAGGGUACCACCUUUAACUUCAGGGAAAACAUACACAUUACGGAUAUCCGCUACACCACAAGAAUUAGUACGAGUAUCUGCCAUUAAAGUAUUAGCUACUCAAGAAUCGUCUGCGAUAUAUCCACAGAUACCAUCGAAAAGUGCGCCACGUGAAUAUAGAUCCUUAAGAACUUGCCACGAGGUGACAGUAGGGGUUGAAUCAGCAGGCUCCGCAAAAUAUUGCAUCCUCGUACGUGAAUUAAAAAGCAGCUCAUCGUUGGCUAGCAUGACGACAAUUCCAGACCAAUGUGGUCUUCAUCGUCGACGACGUUCUGAAUACACUUUCGAGGUCUGCGAAGAGAAACGGAGUCCACCGAAAGAUCGAGCGCUUCCGUUCACUCUUAAGAGGCUACAGCCAGGGAAAGCUUAUCUCUUACAAAUUACAGCUCAAUUAAAAGGACAGUCUUUAUCAUAUCCGUUGUUAACUGUACGCACUCGACGUUCUUGUCUACCUUGAUAAUCAUCAAAGAAAAUAGGAAUAUUCAUUGACGAUCUUUGAUCACGUAAAUUGUUACUUUGUUUAGAACCUUUGAUUUCCCAUUCUUAAUGUAGUUUAGUAUUCUCUUCGUCUUUUACAUUGAAAUAAUACAGAUGAUCAAGAAAUCACUGUCUAUUAAUGUUCGUCUUUGGUAUGAAAACAUUAAAUUUCUGAUGUAAGUUAAAAUCUUUUAGAUAUUACCCGCAUGAAGUUUCGGUCUACCUGUAAUUUUAUGUAAAAUAUUUUUAUUUCAAGAAAAAUUGUAUGACUUAAGAUAUCACUUCUAAAGGAAUAAAACAAUUGUUUUAUGAAAAUUGCACGAUUUAAAAUAUAAGCUUUCGUAUAAAACGAAACAACUGUUUACUUCACGAAAAUUGCAUGAUUUAAAAUAUCAGUUGUUAGGAAACAAAACAAUUGAAAUGGACAGAACUGAUCUGAAUCUUUUUUUAUGAUAGCA
Molecule: messenger RNA, 2412 nt
Organism: Heterotrigona itama
Lineage: Eukaryota; Metazoa; Arthropoda; Insecta; Hymenoptera; Apidae
Source: the annotation of a GenBank genome assembly